Tetrahymena thermophila SB210 is the source of this 4530-nucleotide messenger RNA. RefSeq names its product cyclic nucleotide-binding domain protein. Lineage: Eukaryota; Ciliophora; Oligohymenophorea; Hymenostomatida; Tetrahymenidae. The record is from RefSeq and is a predicted model, not a curated record. The transcript is spliced from 9 exons.
AUGCAAUUAUUUAAAGAUAGAUUGUAAGAUAUGUAAAAAAACGAAUAAUCAGUUUAUUAGAAAGAGAACUAAGAUUCCUAAAUAAAAUAGUAAGCGGAGUUAUUUUAAUCUAGCAAAAUUGACUAUAAAGAAGACUCUGUAUUUUUAUAAUAAGCGGCCCGUGGAGUUCAAAACGAUAACUUUAUGUUUUAACCUGGCCAGCUAGAAAGCAAUAAUGAUUAUAAAAGAUAAGAAAUAUAAUAUAAAUAUAAAAAAAACAUAGCGAAACAUAACUAAUUAGAAUAAAUUUAAGAUAUUUAUAAUGAAGAAUAGCACAGCUUCAAUGGUCAUGUUUAACUUCUUUCACCAACAUCAAAUAUUUUUAAAAGCGAUGAAGAUUUAUUUUCAUAAAAGUCACAGCCAUUGAGUAUAAAAAAAAAUACAUAAAAUGUCCUAAAUCGUCAAAAAAAAUCAAUAGAGAGUGACCAUUUUAAUGAGAAUAAUUAAAAAAAGUAAGACUUGAUUGUUAUUCCUACUAAUAAUAAAAAUGGAAAUUAGAUUUAAGAUUCAUAGUAAAUGUGUAUUUCUUAAGAGGUACAGUAUUUUAAUGAUAAAACAAUUGAAGAUGAUUAUAAUCAAUUAGGCACUCUUAACAACUAAGAACAUUUCAUUUAAACAGGAUACAAAGAAACAAAAGAGUCGGAAGAUUUAUUAUAUACCAAAGAAGAAAACUAGAAUGAAACUCCAACAAGAAAGCAGAUGUUACAGAAUUUAAGGCUAUCACUUGAUAAAAUGAUACCUAAAAAUUAGGUUUCAAUCGAUUCUAAAAAAUCUGAAAGCCAAGAAGAGAAAAUUACCCAAAGCAAUCCAGUUUCGAAGUAAGAAAAGGAGCAAAAUUCAAAUAAUAAUAAGAGUAAUUUCUCUAGAAAACUAACAAAUGCUUAGUCAGUUAAUUUAAGUUAAACCAAAUCAAAGAAAUUCUUUCCAAGAAAAAGCGAGUUUGGUUUAGUAAGAUCGCAAUUUAACAAUGAAAAUCCUCUAGAGGAUUCUUUAAAAGUAGAAUAAAUAAAAAAAGAAUCCAAAGAGAAGCAAGUUUAAAUGCAAAUACUAGAAAGAUUUCAAUCGAAAAGCUGGAAGCUUGGUUUUAAAGCAUAAAGAUCUGAAUCUAUGAUUAGUUGCACUUAACUAGAUCAAAAAUAAAACGAAUAAAAAACAUGGGAUAUAGUGAAUAAGUUAUGUAUACUCCUAAAAGCAAAACAUAAAUUAAAAAAUUUAAUAAAGUAGAGAUUCAGUUCUCUUUCUUUAUACGAAAGAGGCUUGGUAGGUGAUCUUUCUGAUGGGAAAUUGAUUUCUUAAAAGACAAUUACUGAAAAAAGCAAAAUAUAUUAGAAAAUAAUCAAAUUUUCCAUUCACCCAGGAUCAUUUCCUAUCAUAAUUUUUAAAAUUUACCUUGUUCUAAUAACUAUGAUAAAUCUUGUUUAUCUUCCUUUGAUGUUAGGAUUUGAUUUAGAAGUUUCUCACUUUUCUUAUGCAUUUUUUUUCCUAACUGGUAUUUCCUAUUCAGUAGAAGUUGCCAUCAAAUUUAAAACAUCUCUCUCUGAAAAAGGAGAAAUUAUAUCCAACCCAACUCUAAUUGCAAAAAAAUACAUAUAAAAUGAAUUAAUCUAUGAUGUAAUCACCUUGAUAGGAGUGAUAUUAGGUUCAGCUUAACACUUCUUUUUCCUGUUGAUGAUUAUUAGGAUAAAACAUGUCUUAAAAUAUAUGGAUGAUUUAAAUAACCAUUAUUAUUUAGCUGAAAAAUAUCAUCAGCUGUGGGUUUUAUCAGGACUUUUUUGCUUUAUUGUAAUGAUUGUUCAUUAUUUUGCAUGUAUAUUCCAUUAUGUUGGAUUAUCUUAAAUAAACGAUAAAUACGAAAUAUCCUGGUUAAAUUAUUACUAAUUGGAAAAUACUGCUUGGUAAAUUAGGUACAAUUAUUCGCUUUAUUUUUCCUUCAUUACUACUGCUACUAUUGGAUUUGGCGAUAUCACUCCAUAAAAUACCCCUGAAAGAUCAGUAGUAAUCGUGUAUAGUAUAGUAGCUUCUAUGUGUUUUUCAUAUACAGUAAAUACAGUUGGUAAUGUAUUUUAAGAUUACUUUAAUAAAUACCAGAAACAAUUUAUUAUGAGAUAUAACGCCAUCAAUUUCAUGAGUAACAGAUCAAUAGGAAAAGAAUUGCAGCUAAGAGUUUUGAAGUAUAUAGAGUACAUUCAUGACCUAGAAAAUGAUUCACCUGAUAAAGGCUUUGCUGUUAUUAACUAAAUAUCUAAAAAUCUAAAAAGCUAAAUAUAUAAUGAAUACUAUGGCAAGAUAUUAAUGCAAGAUAAAUCAUUCUCACUCAAUUUUAGUAAGGAGAGCAUAUAAAAGUUGUCUUUGAGAAUUUAAGAAAAACUCUAUGGGCCUGGAGAGAUCAUUUUUGAAUAGGAAGAAUAAGAUUAUAGGCUUUACUAUCUGAUGAAAGGAGAAUGUGAAUUUUAUUACUAUAAUAAAGGAGGAAGCAAAUAAUCAGAAUAUAAAACUGUUCAGUUUUCUACUGAUAAAAAGUUUUUUGGAUACAAGGGGUUUUUUUCUGGAAUUCCAAGAGAAUUUAGCUGUAGAUCUACAAAUAUAAGUCAUGUAUUUAUUAUAACAAGAUAAGAUUUAAUUGAAGUGCUUAAGGAAGAUCCUGAAGAUUAUGAGUAAUUUUGUAAAUUAAGAGACUAGUUUUUACUAUACAGAAAUUCGCUUGGAGAAAAGUGCUUUGGAUGCAAACAUUUUGGACAUACUUUAAGUGGAUGCCCAUAAAUUCAUUUAAUAAGAAAUAAGGAGCUGCUUUUAUUGCGUCAUAAUUUCUCUGUAAAUUAAAAAAGAAUGAAGAGAUUAAGAAAGCAGCACAAAUAUAAAACUCUUUCUUUAAAGUAGGAAGUGUCUUAGUAAGCUCAGUAAUAUAGAUUAGACACUGUUAAUGAAAUAAAAAAAUUAAAUAAAGCAGAUAAUUAGUAGCUAAAUUAAGAUUUUGUCAUAACAGCAGAGCUAAGCGAUAAAAGAUUCUCUAAAAUGUACCCAUACAUAAAAUUUAAAAGUGAUGAAAUGAUUUUGUUUGAUAAUUAUGAUGAUGUUAGCGAUUUUUCUGCCAGUUAAAGUGAAGACAGUUUAAGUAGCUCGGAAUCUGAAAAUGAUUCGAUUGAAGCUAUUUCUGAGUAAAUAGCAGAAGAAAAUGAAGAUUAAAGUGAUUCAGAAGAUUCAAUUGAAGAAAAAUUAAAAAAUAUAAGAAAAACCUCAACAAAAAAAGUAAAUUCAUUUGAAUCAAUUUCUUCAGAUUCUUAAGAUUCAGCAAAGAGAAAAUCAAAACCAUCUAUAUAAUCCCUCUCUCAGCUCGGUAGUGAAAAGAAAAUAUCUACUGGAUUAAUCAAAUCUAGUGCAAUGAUGUUGUAAGAAGAUGCAUUUUAAAAUAAAUUUGACUAGUAAAAUCAAGAAGAAACAGAAACAAAUGAUACAAAAUAAGAAUAAAAAAUAACUGAAAUUAAUGAUGAAUCUAUUUAAAAAAAUAUAGAAAAUAAACAAAGUAUACGUAAUAACACAGCAACCACAUCAAUUCUUCGAAAUUCAGUUUUUUAAAAAAAUAAUUAAGAAUCUAAUUAGUCUAAUGGUACAUUUUAAAGAUUGAGCAAAGUGAAAAUAAGUUCAAAGACAAUAGUUUAGCCUAGUUUCUCUAGAUAAAAUUCUCGGAAAGAAUCCAAAGGUUAUAUAGAAAGCCCAAACAUAUCAAGACAAAGUAGCAAAAGAAUGACGGAUUUUUAAAGGAAAUCAACUAACCUAAAAAAGAAGUUUUCGAAAAUAGAGAGUAACUUGCAAUUAUAGAUAGAGGAGCCAGAUUUUUUGAUAAAAGAUUUUGCAUUCCAUAAUGAUAGUCCUUCUUCUCUGCCAAUUACUUACAAUCCUAAAAUUUUUAGGUCACAUUCAUUAUCUAAAUAAAAUACAGAUGGAGUAAAAUUUUCGAAGCAAUUAAUAGAAAAUAACUAAAAUAAAAAAGAUUCAAUAUUGAGAGUGUAUGAGAAAUAAUUGUAGUAUCUAUAAGGUUUAGUAUAAAAGCUAGUUUAGAAGGAACAUAAUAAAGAAAAAACUGUUCAUCAGCACAUUAAUACUUAAAAUCAAGAAAAUGAACCUUAAUAAGAAAGUAACAAAGUUCACAUGAAGAUGAAUUACAACAAUAUGAGUAUGGAACUACCACAAAUCCUUUAGAAAUCUUCAAUGUAUAAUGCUUAGAAUCUUAACAUUUUACAAUAAACUACUUUGGAUGUUAAUUAUGAAAUAAAUAAUUAAGUAAAUGAGCUCUUCAAUUAUGACUUUGAUGAUCUUAAAGAAUUUACUAAAUACUUUCCCCAUAAUAACGCUUCUCAAGUUUGUUUAGGAUUUAAAUAAUUUUAAGAUAGAAAGAAAAAAUUAGAAAAGUUUUUCCUUUAAAAGCUAAGAGUAAAUAAGCUAGAACAUCUAAAUAAUAUUAGCAAAAUUUUAACACCAAAUAAUAAGAGAUGA